AUGAAGAAGUCGCCGGUCGCCGCCAUGAGCAACAUCCGCGACGCCGUGCGGCGCAAGAGCGUGGGCCUGACCUUCAGCAUCUUCAGCCGCGGCCCGAGCUCCACAGGCGACGACGACCGCUCGGAGCAGGAGGGCGACGACUCGAACGACGACUCGGAGAGCAGUCGCUACGACCGGUCGCGACAGAACUCGACGCCGAUUGAAGACGAGACGGACAGCUGCGUGUCCCCAGCCGUGAGCUCGCAGUCGUCGUACGUGGAGCCGCCAGAGCCGCCACUGCCGCCUCCUGGUGGACUGCUGGAAGCUGCGACAAAGAACGUGCAGGGCAAGAUGCAGACGCUGAUGGAGACGCUCCAUGAAGUCACGACGUCGCAUGAUGACGAGACGGUUUCGUGCAGUGUCUUCCUGUCGAGAACGGCGUUGUUUUCCGAUCGACUGGUGGUGUUUGUUGGCGACAGUGACGGAUCUCCUGCUGGGAUUUGGAGUGCACGGUUGUGUGUGCGGUCGGGAUCGGAAGGAGGUGGUAUUUUCAAAGGCAGCUUAGGAUCGAUGCUGCCGUAUGUGAUGAAGGCAAAGGAUGACAAGCUUGGGAUCGUACUGUUUGAUGACGUCUUCAAGGACUCGAUGCGGGAUGGAGAAAUCGAUAUGAGGAGUGCAAUACUGCGGUUUAUGACGGGCUGGCGCAACCACGUGCUGACUUCCCGAGCUACGCAUGUGUUCGUUGUAGCGUACCGGGAUGGUGGCACUCUCUUUGUCGAAGCUUUGCGAUUGCACAUGAAAGAGAUGCAGCGUCACAUUAGUGGUGUCGCCUUUUUGCAGUCUACGCAUCACAUUUUGUCGGAGGAUUCGUAUACGCUGCGCAAAAUGAUUGCUCAAUGGUGUAUUGCGUACCUGUCAUCAUCUGAAGGUGUCCAAGCGUUGAAGCGCAUGAAGUCUAGGGAGACUCCGCUGGGUUGCGUAGUGCUCUCGGCAGGCUCUGUAACAUCGGAUGUGGACUUGCUGCAGCUGGUCGUCUCUUCUGUGUAUGCGAGUUUCAAAGCAAGGUGGUCUGGUUUCCGUGUUAAGAACGUGAACAGCGGCAUGGAAAAGUCGUGUUACGCAUGCAGGGGUGCGUUUAACAUGCGCCGCUGGCGCCGGCAUUGCCGCACGUGUCAGAACCCAUGUUGCGAAAAGUGUUCGUCUGUAGAGAACACACGCCACGAAGGCCAGGUGCGUCUUUGCUUGACAUGCCGAGCGCUGCCAUCGCUGAUCCACUGGUCUCGACCGCGUGCUGUCCGCACGGGUGAGAAGGAGAGCGUAUUCAGUGGAUCAGCUAAGCCUGGGAAAAUGUCGGUGAAUGACUUUGAGCUCGUGACGGUCAUUGGCCGUGGUGCAUGUGGUAAGGUGCUUUUGGUGUUGAAAAAAGAUGGCGCAGACGCGGGUCAUUUGUACGCGAUGAAGGUGCUGAAGAAAGAGUGGGUGAUGAACAAGGAUUUGGUCACGCAGACAAUGGCAGAGCGCCGCAUUUUGCAGGAAGCCGAUCACCCGUACAUCGUUCAGCUGAAGUACGCGUUCCAGAACCAAGACAAGCUGUACAUGGUGAUGGAGUACUACAGCGGCGGUUCACUUCGUCAGGUAUUGCGUCGCCGUGGUCGCUUUAGCAUCAAGCGUGCACGGUUCUAUCUGGCUGAGAUUCUCCUCGCCAUUGCACACUUGCAUUCUUCAAACAUUUUGUACCGCGACUUGAAGCUAGAGAACAUUGUCAUUACCGCAGACGGCAAUGUCGCAUGCACAGACUUCGGUUUGUCGAAGGAAGAGAUGGACGACAAUGAGCGGACGAGCUCUUUUGUGGGCACGUGCGAGUACUUGGCGCCGGAGUUGAUAAUGAAAGAGGGCUAUGGCAAAGCGGUGGAUUGGUGGGCUUUGGGUAUCUUAGCGUACGAGAUGAUCCAGGGCGACUCGCCGUUUCGGCACAGUGUGCCUACCAUUCUGUUUGACAAGAUUUUGAAGGAAGAGCCCGAGUUCAGCGACCGCUUUACUCCGGAAGCUCAGGAUCUGAUUGCGAAGUUGCUCACGAAAGACCCAGAGCACCGUCUUGGCUGCGGUCCUGACGGCGUCGAGGAGAUUAAGCAACAUGCGUUCUUUACUGAGAUUGACUGGGACAAGUUGCUGCGCAUGGAGAUGGAAGUGCCACGUCCUCCGCAUCGUAUGGAGGACGUGACUGACGAAAGUCAUCUGAACCGGGCAAUCGCGAAACUGCGCGAAGCACGUGAAGAGCUCAUGCCAGACUCGCCGGUAUCACUGCCAUCGUCUCCGUCCGAGCAGAAGCAUUUUGAUCGCUUUUCGUACCAGGGACUUGGCGACUGGAAGCCCGAGAUGGCCGACAUGGAGUUCGACGACGAGACGGGUGACUUCAAGCAGGGCACGAUUCAUGAAGAUGAGGAGUUUGAAGAGGAAGAGGACGAGGGGUGCAUUGAAGCAUCUGGUGACGGUGACGAUGUGCCAAUGUCUCCCGGUUCAAAAGCAAAUUCCAUGACAAAUUCCAUGACGUCGUUCAAGACGUCUCCGUCGAAAGCCAACGGCUCGGACACGCCUCCAGCUUCGAGUUCAGCUGCGUCGGCAUCACCGAGGAGUCCACAGAGCGCAGGCACCCCCGGCAGUCCACCUUCUGUACCCAUGAGUCCCAUCGAUUCCGCGCCACUAUCCUCGCUCACCACGCCCACGGAGCCUCAGUCGCAGUCCAUCUAG
Peronospora matthiolae is the source of this 2727-nucleotide messenger RNA. Lineage: Eukaryota; Oomycota; Peronosporomycetes; Peronosporales; Peronosporaceae. The record is from the annotation of a GenBank genome assembly.